Chelonus insularis is the source of this 1184-nucleotide messenger RNA. Its product is annotated as carbonic anhydrase 15-like. Bases 98 to 979 code for a protein of 293 amino acids. The record is from RefSeq and is a predicted model, not a curated record. Gene Ontology annotation, molecular function: carbonate dehydratase activity; zinc ion binding. Lineage: Eukaryota; Metazoa; Arthropoda; Insecta; Hymenoptera; Braconidae. The transcript is spliced from 6 exons.
AGUCAUGUAAAUUACUUUAAAAUUUCUUGAAUAAUUUUUACGCAAGUCUAGUUAGCAAUUGAAUUUAAUUUUUUGUGUUAAGCUUUUUGUAUCAAAGAUGAUGAUGUACACAUUUAACAUAUUAGUAUUAUUAUUCUUCUAUCAGCUAGAUUUAUCUGAAAGUUUCAGUUUCGAUGAUCCAGAUUCAUGGGUCGAAGAAUUCCCAAACUGUGGUGGAAGAAAUCAAUCACCCAUUAAUAUUGAUCUCAGAACAGUAACUUAUAAGAAGUAUCCUAAUUCGUUUACUAUUUAUAAUGAGAAUAGAAAACCAUAUAAUUACACUUUAUGCAAUGAUGGCAUGGCACUCAAAUUAUCUGGUAAUUAUGCUGAUGGUCAGAAAUCCUAUCUCUCUGGUGGCCCAUUUGGUAAAGAUGAAUAUGAAUUUGAUCAUGUUCAGUUCAUUUGGAGUGCAUCUGAUGAUGAACAAAGUGGUCAUCAGCUUGCUGACUUGAAUUAUCAAAUGGAGACCCAUUGGAUACAUUUCAAACAAGAAUAUGGAACGCUUGAGAAUGCUAAGAAUUUCCCAGAUGGUAUUGUCAUCGUUGGUGGAUUAUGGGCUGUGAAAGACGACAUCGAUGAAACAGCUUUGACAACUAAAAUAGUACCCCAACUUGUAAAUGUUUCACAACCAAAUACAAAAACACCUAUCGAACCAUUCACGUUUAGUGAUUUAGAAGCUGAACCAGAUUCUUCAGUAGAUGCUUAUCUUUAUUUUGGAAGUGAGACAGUUCCUCCAUGUGCACCUGCAACUUGGGCUGUCCUAAAAUUUACUUAUUAUCUGACUUCUGCAGAAUUAUCAGCUUUUCGAGCUGUGACCUUAGAAAAUGGUGCAAAUCAUAACAUGCGACCAGUUCAACCCCUUGAAGAUCGUGAGAUCUAUCAGACUCCAAAAGUAUCAGGACAAGUCAUUACUAUGAUGGACCUAUUGAACCCCAUUUAAGGAAUUUUUAAAGAUAAUCCGUAUGACAAAUUGAAUUUGAAAAAAUGACUAAAUGAAAUCAUUUAAAGAAAUUAUGUUGUGUAAAAAUGUACUAUUUUUCAAUGCCAUACCUAUGAUAUAUAUGACUACUUAAUCAUGAUUGCUUAAGUGAUCUUUAUCACCAUCCUUAAUAAAGAAGUAUUCACCUUCAAUGAAUGAUAAAAAA